GUAUCGUUAUAAUAAGUACUUAUAACUAUUUCAUUUAAGUACUAAAACUAUUCUGUUUCCACGAUUAUUUACAGGCGUCACUUGCACAGAAGAAUGACAGAGCCAAUAAGAAACCCAGAUAUCAAAUUUACACAGAUUUUCAUCAAUAAUGAGUGGGUGAAUAGUAAAAGUGGGCGUGUCUUCCCAACAAUCAACCCAUGUGACGGCAAGAAAAUAUGUGACGUACAGGAAGGUGACAAGGAUGAUAUCGAUGAUGCUGUUAGCGCAGCACGUGCAGCGUACAAACGUGGCGCCCCCUGGCGUAAGCUUGAUGCCUCUAAGAAAGGACAACUCCUGAACAAACUUGCGGACCUGAUGAAACAAAAUAUCUCGUAUCUUGCCAGUUUAGAAACAUUGGACAACGGUAAACCGUUUUAUGAUGCGGAGGAGGACAUAGUGUUUUCCAUCGAAACAUUGCAAUACUACGCCGGAUGGGCAGACAAAAUUUGCGGGAAAACAAUCCCAGUUGAUGGUUCAUUUUUCACGUUCACAAAACACGAGCCUAUUGGUGUCUGCGGAGCUAUUAUUCCGUGGAAUUACCCGAUACCAAUGAUGAUAUGGAAGAUUGGACCUGCACUGGCAUGUGGCAACACGAUGGUCCUUAAACCUGCAGAGCAAACCCCACUCACUGCUCUGUAUUUAUGUUCCUUGAUUAAAGAGGCUGGUUUUCCGCCGGGGGUAGUGAACGUUGUUCCCGGGUAUGGCCCAACGGCCGGUGCGGCAAUCGCGGAACACAUGGACAUAAAUAAAGUGGCAUUUACCGGUUCGACAGAGGUCGGCCACCUUAUCAUGCAAGCGUCUGGAAAAUCAAACUUGAAAAGAGUUUCACUAGAACUUGGCGGGAAAAGUCCGCUCAUCGUCUUAGCAGACGCCAACAUCGAUGAUGCGGCGAUGUGGGCUCAUGCUGCAGUCAUGACCAAUCACGGCCAAAAUUGUUGUGCGGGGUCAAGAACGUAUGUGGAGGCUUCAAUAUAUGAUGAAUUUGUAGAUAAAUGUAAAAACAUGGCAUCAUUCAGGCAGGUCGGGGAUCCAUUUGAUGCACUGACUCAACAAGGACCUCAGAUCAGCGAGGAACAAUUAAACAAGAUACUUGGACUAAUCGAGACAGGUAAAAAAGAGGGUGCCAAACUAGAAUUUGGCGGUGAAAGGUCUGGCGAGGAAGGUUACUUCGUGCAGCCGACUGUGUUCUCAGAUGUCAAGGACGAUAUGACCAUUGCAAAAGAAGAGAUUUUUGGCCCAGUGCAGUCCAUUAUCAAGUUUACAGAUAUUAAUGACGUCAUUGAACGUGCAAAUAAUUCUAAAUAUGGUCUGGCAGCAGGUGUAAUGACGAAAGAUAUUAACAAAGCAUUGAUGAUGUCACAGAACUUAGAGGCCGGAAGCGUUUGGGUAAAUUGUUACGAUAUACUGAAGGCACAGACGCCGUUUGGAGGUUUCAAACAGAGUGGUCAUGGAAGAGAACUGGGCGAAUAUGCAUUACAUGAAUAUACUGAGAUAAAAACGGUCACUAUAAACUUUCCUGAGAAAAACCUGUAAAUAAUGGGUGCAGUUUCUAUUGUCUUAACAUCUAUUUACUACGUAAUUAUAUCCAAGAAAACUUUACCGUUUGAGAGAAUGAAAUCAUCAGGUAUCCUAGCGGAUGCAUCUCCUGAUUCACUGAUUGUGAAGGUGUUUCCCUAUUCCCGCGGCGCUUUGAUUUAUACAGAUUUAUAUCUACCUCAAUCAAAAACAAUUAAAAGUUAAAUAACCCGGAUUUGUUAUGUUUUUUUUUUUGUUGUUGCUUAUUUCAUUUAAAUGGAACUUAUUCUUAUCGUUUAUCUCGUUUAUAGAUGUACUGUCUAAUAUUUGUAUAAGAUAUUAAUUGUGUUGUAUAUAAAAAAUUCACAAAAUUCAAUCAUGUUUAAAUAGGAAGUGGAAUAAGAACGUAAACUGAAA
Ruditapes philippinarum (Manila clam) is the source of this 1971-nucleotide messenger RNA. Its product is annotated as aldehyde dehydrogenase, mitochondrial-like. Gene Ontology annotation, molecular function: aldehyde dehydrogenase (NAD+) activity. The record is from RefSeq and is a predicted model, not a curated record. The transcript is spliced from 14 exons. The coding region runs from base 94 to 1572 and encodes 492 amino acids. Lineage: Eukaryota; Metazoa; Mollusca; Bivalvia; Venerida; Veneridae.